Durusdinium trenchii is the source of this 1316-nucleotide messenger RNA. The record is from the annotation of a GenBank genome assembly. NCBI's taxonomy places the organism in Eukaryota, Dinophyceae, Suessiales, Symbiodiniaceae.
CACGCUUGUGUGUCAGGUUUCAGAAUGCCAGCAACUGUUCCAAAGUCAACAGGCAUGUCAGGCACGGUUCCGCACAUUGGAAGCCAUGGCGACGAUGCGAGCUGCUGUUUACACCACCUUCUCUGGGCCCAUCAUUGUCCAGGAGGUUCCAAAGCCUACAGCUCCCGUUGGUGGAUUGCUGCUGAGGGUCAAGGCUUGUGGGGUUUGCCGCUCUGACUAUCAUGGCUGGAAGGGUCUUGACAGUGACAUCGUCACGCAUGGUUUGCCCUUCACACCGGGCCAUGAGCUGAGUGGCGUUGUGGUGAAGCUUGGUUUGGGGACGACAAAGUUUCAGGUGGGUGAUCGAGUCGCUGUGCCUUUUAUCCUCAGCUGUGGCAGCUGCCGGCAGUGUGCCCGCAAUCGGCCUACCAUUUGUGAGGCACAAGGGCAACCGGGCUUCACGAUGCCUGGCGGCUUCGCCGAGUUUGUGGCUGUGCCACGGGCUGACCGGAAUGUGAGCCUCAUGCCCCCCAAGGUAUCAUUUCUUCAAGCCGCAGCAUUAGGCUGCCGCUUGACAACUGCAUACCGGGCAGUGAUGCAACAGGGACGGCUCCAGUCUGGUGAGACUGUGGGCGUGUUUGGCUGUGGCGGCCUGGGCCUUUCAGCUGUUAUGAUAGCUCUAGCUGCUGGAGACAACGUUCGGGUUCUCGCCGUCGACACCAGCGAAGAGGCAUGCAACAAGGCUUGGGACCUUCACGCCUUCAAUGCCAAAGAAGGCGAUGAAUACAUCAGGGCAAGAGUUGCAGAGGUCACUGGCGGCUUCGGAGCUGACUUAACCUUGGAUACUGCUGGCUUUGCUGCAACCUGUGAGAAUGCCGUGUGGUGCACCCGCAGGGGUGGACGCAUGGUGCAAGUCGGGCUUCCUUUGCAUGGAAAAGAGCCUUGCAUUCCAAUGGCAAGGGUAGCCAACCAGGAGAUCGAGAUUAUUGGUUCACAUGGAUUGGCUGCCACAGAUAUGCCAGUGCUGCUUGCGAUGGUUGCCGCCGGGAGACUGAUGCCGGAGAAGCUGGUCCAACGUGAGGUGACUUUGGAAGAGGGAGCAAAGGCGAUCGAAGCAAUGGACACGGGCUCUCCGCUGGGCAUUACAAUGAUCACACGCUUCAAGGGAGCCAAGGAGGGGGACGAACCAAAUGAGCCACCUGCAAAGAUGCCAAGAGUGGCCUAAGAAGAUGAGCACUGCAAGCUUCAACUGACUCAAGAUUCAAAGGGAUGAUGAGCAAUGAAACGGUUUAUGUGCACGUUUGUGCACCUCAUUUGGGUUCAUGAUGUUGUUUGAU